Messenger RNA from Penicillium brasilianum, 1422 nucleotides. The record is from the annotation of a GenBank genome assembly. NCBI's taxonomy places the organism in Eukaryota, Fungi, Ascomycota, Eurotiomycetes, Eurotiales, Aspergillaceae.
AUGCGUGCAUCACACCUGGGGACUCAGAACACGAUGUACCCGGGCAGGAAACCUGUGUCCAGGCCUGACGAGUCUGUGAUACAGGAUGUCAAUGAAAGACGACUACCAACUCCUGUCAAUCAUUUGAACACUUUUCGACCUGUGCUUUCGGUCCCUCCCAGCUCAUGGACCCGUCAGCCAACGAUUCUUUGCCCAGAGGUUUCUUCGGGGCCAAUACCAGUACCAGCGAGUCAUGGUCAUUUGAACUAUGCUCAGCCUCCAGCCUCUGGGCUCUCUACUUCAGGGGCACUUUCCACUGGAAUUUCACACACCCGGGGCUCUGCUGAGUCGACGCCUGUAUCAGCAUCUCAGCAGAACUUGGACCCUAGCCAGCCCCGUGCUUCGGGACUACAUGCUUCGUGGGCUCUAGGAAUGCCCUUCGCCUGUGGCUCAGUCCGUGCGGUUCCUCAAUACACGCUGAGCAGUCGGUCGAACUCAGGCCAACCGUGGACCCCGGCAGCAUCCACGCCAUGGGCCCUUCCUACAGAAGCUACAGAAGCGCCCCGCGUGCAUGCUGGUUCUGAGUCUGUAUCGCAACCCGCGUUUGACUAUUCCCAUCAUACUCUUUCACAACCCAACCGCAUGUCCCAGACCCCACGGGCCCUUAGACAAAAAGUGCAGAAAUCUUCUUCCCCGGCAAGAGCUUUUCGGCGUCAAACCUCGUUGACAAGUUCUUCCAACACAAGUCCGUACAUCUCGAGUUUUCAUGACGUGAGCAUGGAUGAACACUUCCCGUCGCACGUCGACCGAGCCUAUCGCGACGGAGGGACCCACGACCGAGUAACCUUCAGAGCGAGGUCGUCGUCCCCGAAUAUGCAGCUUAACGUCAUUCUGGAAGAUCCUCAAAGUGGACAACUGUAUCGUGAGAAAAGAGUCCGUACUCGAGAGGAGCUCGACAGCCAGAAAGAAGGCAUGCGAGUAUUGAAGGACAACGGGGGCGCCUGUACAGCUUGCUACAAGAGUAAGAAACGGUGUGGACCUGGUGACCCUUGUCCUCCGUGUGCUGCACGCGGUCGCAAGUGCGUUAGACUCAAUCGAGACGAUGGUGAGACUGUGUCUACCGGUGGCCAGCCUGUGUCUGCAUCUACUCAACCUGUACCUACAUCUUCUCAAUAUGUCUCGACAUCUCCUCAAUUUUCCUCUUCGCCUACUCAGCCUAAUACUCUUAUCAAUCCUCCCUGUCUGCCGGAGAGCACGCAGCCCAUACCGGCGGAACCAGCCCCUAAUGCAGACCUGCAAUCUUUGGACCCGGAACCACCCGAAGAUUAUUUCGAUCCAUUGUUCAUUGAUUCUUGGGAGACCGGCAUGCUUUGCAUUGACAGCGCCUACGACAACUCCGGACAUACAUGGGUUGGAAGCGAUGGGGGUCAUCUCACGAUCUGA